AUGGAUAGCAUUGAUGAGUACACAGGCUUUGUGACCACAGGCAGUAAAUUUGAUGCUCAUGCCGACGAUCCAUGGAUCCUUCAACUUUGCCAAGCCCUCAAACAUUUGCACCUUAUGAACAAGAAGAUUCUGGGCAUAUGCCUUGGCCACCAGGUUUUGGCUCGUACAUUAGGAGGUUCAACAGGAAGAGCUCCAAUUGGAUUUAACCUUGGUUUAACCAUUGCUAACCUCAACACUAAGAAAAUCAAGGAACUUUUUGGGCUGGAACUAACUUCACAAGUAAACGUCAUUAAGAUACAUCAAGAUCAGGUCAUGCGCCUUCCUCCGGAUGCUUUGAUUCUUGGGUCUUCAAAGAAAACCGGAGUAGAAAUGUUUUCAAUUGGAAAAAAUAUUCUUGGCAUCCAGUUCCAUCCUGAGUUUACAAAGGAUUUUGCAAGAGAAAUCACAAAUUAUCUCCUUAUGCACAGCAAAAUUAGUGCUGAGAUUGCAAGGGACAGCAUCCAAAGUCUUGAACAAGCUGAAAUGGACCAAUUUGUCAUAAACAAGUUGUGCAAGACCUUCUUGAAAGGCCAUCCCAAAAGUUCUCUCACCACGGCAUUCACUUCGGAGCAUGAAGCCUAA
Molecule: messenger RNA, 621 nt
Organism: Amborella trichopoda
Lineage: Eukaryota; Viridiplantae; Streptophyta; Magnoliopsida; Amborellales; Amborellaceae
Source: RefSeq, a predicted model, not a curated record